Molecule: messenger RNA, 3819 nt
Organism: Linum trigynum
Lineage: Eukaryota; Viridiplantae; Streptophyta; Magnoliopsida; Malpighiales; Linaceae
Source: the annotation of a GenBank genome assembly
AUGUGGUGGCUUCGUUGCCUUGCCCUCUUCGUGAAAGUCCCAGCACUAGUCCUAAUCUUCUUCUCCCGCCACCUGCUUCACAUAAUCUGGCCGUUGUUCCUCCGGCAAGCCCGCCGCCUUGCUCCGUUCGUUCCUCCUUCCGGCGACGACAACAGAAACAAUAGCACGAGCAGCAGCUCCCCUGCUUCUGAUCAUGAUGCUCUGCCACCAAAGUACAACGUGUUCAUCAGCUUCAGGGGUGGCGACGUUCGCAACAGUUUCCUGAGCCAUCUCUACUCUUACCUUCACAAUUACAAGAAGCUGUGGACCUACAAAGACGACGUCGACUUGGAAAGAGGGCUGGCGAUCUCCCCCGCCCUCCUCCAGGCGAUCGAGGCUUCCGCCGUCUACAUCGUGAUUUUCUCCCUCAAUUACGCCGACUCCCCAUGGUGCUUGGAGGAGCUCGAGACGAUCGUCCAGUGUGGUGAGAAGUUCGGACGGAGGGUGAUUCCGGUUUUCUACGACGGGGUUGACCCUCUUGAGGUCGAAACCCUAACCGGCAGCUGCGGGGCGGCGUUUUCUCGGCUGCCGGCGGAGGCGUCGGGGAAAAAGCCAUGCUGGACAGCUGCGUUGAGUAAGGCUGCUGCAUACUCUGGCUUCGAUUCACGUGUUGAAAGGCCGGAGACCGUACUAAUACAAAAAAUUACCAAGGCUGUAUUCCAAGCAAUACACAAUCAGACGAUGCCGGAUUCAUACUCUUUCGGGAACCGUGGUAAUAGCUUGGUGGGCGUUGAGAAAAGGGUGAACCAGAUCCAACCAUUGCUGUGCUUGGAGGGAAGUGAACACGAACAUGACAAUCUGACAAUAGGAAUCUGGGGGAUGCCUGGUAUUGGCAAGACAGUCCUGGCUGAAGCUAUCUACAACAAAUUCUCUUCUCAGUUCGAGGCUCGCGACUUGUUUUGCGACUUCGCCAAAACAGUGAGCGAGUCGAAGAAGCAACCAUUUGACGAUUUCCAGAACGACUUCUUCGCUAAGUUGUUGCGUGACGAGAAUCCAGGCAGAGUGCGGGAUCCUUUGAAGCUCCUUCGCCUCAGUCGCACCAAGGUUCUCGCUGUGAUCGAUGAUGUGGGCGAUGGUAUGAGCAACAUCGAACAGUUAAACAAUCUGUUGAACGGGCGGUACUGUGAUAUGUUUGGACCAGGGAGUAGACUUGUGAUCGUCAGCAGGAACAAGCAAGUGUUAUCAAAUGUGUGUCAUCACGUGUAUGAAGUCCCGCCUCUGAAGCAUAAUGAAGCUCUUCGGCUCUUCUGCUUGCACGCGUUCAAGCUCGAUUGCCCGCCAAUCGAGUAUGAGUGGUUGUGCAGGAACGCGAUUAGCUAUUCAGGGGGGAAUCCCUUGGCUCUGAUCGUGCUGGGCUCACGUUUGUACGGCAGGGAUCAAACAUUUUGGGACAAUGAACUCAAUGGCUCGGACCGUGCAGGGAUUCAAAGUGUGUUAAGGAGGAGUUACGAUGGAUUAAACCAGGCCGAGAAGAGUGCGUUUCUUGACAUUGCAUGUUUCAAAGAGCAAUUGCAUUGGUGGAAGUUGGAGGAGAUAGAAGGAAUGCUGUUAGAUGGAGGCUAUGCAGAGUCCGGUGGUAGCGCUCGUAACGUUUUCACGAACCUUAGUGAUCUCUCUUUGUUGCGCAUUCACGAAUCUCAUGACGGAGUUCACGUAGCAAUGCACAGGCUACUCCAAGACUUCGGUCGUGGUGUCGUUAGUGAAGAACGUCGAGUUGGGAAGCGUUCCAGGUUGUGGGAAGCAAAAGAUAUAUAUCAUCUCCUCAGGUACAACAAGGGGACUGAUCUGAUUGAAGCCAUCAUCUGGGAUUUGUCGAAACUCAAGUAUGAGAUUAAGAAGAUAAACAUGGCGGGUGAUACAUUUACUAAAAUGUACCAUCUACGGUUCCUUGUGAUUCGUUAUGGUGGGGAAACUAGAAGGCCGUUGUCGAAGCAGCUGGUUAUUGCAGACGAUGGUCUGCUGCAGUCACUGCCCACUGCGCUGAAAUGUCUUCACUGGGAAUUCUUCCCGGCUAGAUGUUUGGCAUCCGAAUUCUUCUCUGAGAAUCUUGUUUCGCUUGAUUUGCCUAACAGUAACGUUGAACAACUUUGGAAAGGAGAACAUGACUAUGUGGAUUUGAGGAAUCUGGAAUUCCUUAAUCUGGAGGGAUCCGAACGCCUAAAGAAGCUUCCUGAUCUUUCGACGGCGAAAAGACUGAAGAGGGUCAAGCUUGGUCGGUGUGAGACCCUAGUUGAGCUUCCCGUGUCGAUUCUGGAACUUCCCAAACUGGAAGAGAUCGAUGUAUCAGAGUGCAAGAGCCUUGGCUUCAACAACUUGAACCUACAUUGCACAACAUUAACUGCAUCUAUCUUACUUCCAAAUUUGAAAUUGGUACUCCUGAGUGGUACCAUGAUCCAAUCUGUACCUGAUUUUCUCCCCCGCACACAGAUUUCAGAGCUCCAUUGCUACAGCUGCUCGAACUUGACAGAGUUUCCAGUCAUCCCAAGCGUAGAGAUUUUAAACUUGGGCAAUACAGCGAUCGAAGGAAGGAUUGAACUCGGGUUUCUUCCCAAGUUGGAGGAUUUGAAUCUUACUGCAAACCAACGAGUCAUUCAUCUCUCGGAUGACAUCUGUAAGCUGCAAUCCUUUCGUAGGCUCAACCUCUCCGGAUGCACACAGCUGGAGGAGUUCCCUGAUAUUUUGCAGCCCAUGAAAUGUAUGGAUGUGUUGAGCUUAAGCGGAUGCGCGAAGCUGUCGACCCUUCCCGGUAGCAUCGGUAAGCUAGUCGGACUGGGAGUUCUUGAUUUAAGCAAUACAGCAGUCACAGAGCUACCGUCCUCCAUCAUGGAUCUUAAGUCCCUGCUGAUAUUGAAGCUGCAGCGAUGUAAAAGCCUUGCUAGCCUACCCAGCAAUAUCUGCAACUCGCGGUUUUUGAGUUCCCUGGAUGUGGGUAAUUGCUGUCGACUGAGUUCUCUGCCGGAGCUUCCUCCAGGGCUGGCUUAUAUGAAUGCUUACGGCUGCCAAACACUCGAAAUGUUGUCCGGCGUUGAGAAGCAUGAUCACAGGAGGACAAAAUUGUGGAAUUUUGGAAAAUGUCCCAAACUUGACAGAGACGGAUGCACCAAGCUCGUCAGAAAGUUCACUCAUGAUGUUGUGGACUUCACGGGGGAAGGGUCGCGAAGUGUUAUAAUCCCAGCAGAAUGGAAUGGAGAUGAGGCAAGGAUGGUGUCUUCUACUUCCUCUUCUUCUUUGCUGCAGCAGCCAUGGGAGGCGAUAAGGGGAGUAAUGUACAGCGCUCUACUCGAGCUCUCCCCUGCAGAUGCUGAAUCUGCAGGCAUCGCGACUAGUGCUGAUAAUGUGCUGGGAUACCAUGUCGACUGCUGGCUGCGCAGCAAUGUUGCUGUCGCGGCUGAAAUCCUGGCGAGCCGUUGGCAAUGGUAUCCACAGAUUCAAGGGGGUGAUAUUAUGAAUGUGUGGGAUGGCGCUGAGCAUCGGUGUCAACGCUUAAACGGCCUGUUGAUAUGGUCCGAUGGUGGCUCCGGCUGGAAGAAGAUCCAGCAGUUUGCUCAAGGUCAAACUAGUAACGCAGAUGGUAGUGGCUGUUGUACUGGUUACAGUGAUCUCGAGUUCUCGUUUCGCGCUGAAUAUCGCUCGUCGAAAUUUACGAUGGAGGAGCUGCCGAAUUUGAUCAAGCGGUCUCGCCUAGUACCGGUGUUUUGCGACAACCGAGUGGUAGAUGAUCGUGGAGGCCAUGUAUCAUCUCCAGAGAGGCUACUGUUGGGAGAAAUUGAUGUUGAAUAG